AUGUCAGACCCCCCCAACAACACCCAAACCACGUUUAGUGGCGGCGACCCUCCUGCCGACAAUAAUUAUACCGACAAUAAUAAUGAACAGACUAAUAUUAAUGAUAUGCAAAAAAUUAUUGCUGUUGAACUGAAGGAGAAAGAAAGUUCUCAUUCCAGAGGACCUCAUUCUCAUGAAGCUCAUCACAUCAAACCCUCGACAAAAAUCCAAAAAAAUAAUGAAAAACCAGACUCCCAUAAAAAAAUUGAAACUAUCCACAAAAAGCUUGAAUCGAAUGAUAAGCAUAAUGCUUCUUCAAACCACGAAACCCCCGUUGAAACCCCUAUUGUGAAUGUUGGUCCAACCUUGAACCCUACCUUUGACUCUUCACCAGAUGGUGGUGAUGUGGAAAUUGACGCAACACCAUCACGUGACAUGGAUGUUCUCAUGCCGGAUGCAAAUCCAUUUGGUGAUAAUUCUGAAGCCUGGGAAUACAUCUUAAAACUUAAGGAUGUAUUUCUGGUUGAAUUGUCUAUUGUUAAAGAAGACUUGAGUAUUACAAUUGAAGAUUGGGAAAUAAAAUUUCAAAAUCUUGAACUUAAAAACAAUGAGUUAGCUAAACAACUCAUUGCUUUGACCGAAAAGCUUAAGGCUUCAGAAGGACAAGUGAAUUCUCUUCGCUCAGAACUUGAUGUUUUGAGAAACAAUCAGGUUCACACAGAAGUUAAACAUAACUUAGCUACGCAAAAAGGAAAUCAAGAGUGCGGUAAGAAAAGUCGACACUUUGCCUUUUGCUUUGACCCUAAAACUCCAAAUGGAGCAACUCCAAAGUUGAAAGACAUUAUGAAGGCUCAAAAACAACACCGUGAAACUAAAGUUGAUGAAGACAAACCCACUUUUAGAGUGUGCAUAAGAAUUCCAGAUACCAUGAAAAGAGUUAAUAUCCCUGCGAUUGGAAAGAAAAUUGAUGCGGUUGCACAAAAGCCGGUGGCUCAGGAAAUAGGCUAUACUGUCAAAGGGCAUUUAUAUGUUCAACUUAAUGACAAAGAUUUUGCUGAUAAAGCUGCAGAAUGGAUCCCCAAAGUUGACCCUACUUAUUCAGUGCUUGACACAGAUUCUUGGUACAAGGCUGUACUUCAGGAAAUACCUAAUACGGCAUCGAUUGAAGACUUGAAAGAAACUCUCUACAAUUUUAAUGAUUACCAUAUUGUUUUGAAUACCGAACCCAAAAUCAUUAGCAGAAACCAAUUUACCCAAACAGCAUUGGUUUCAUUCAGAAAUGCCCAAGACUAUGCAAAGUGUGCUGAUAAUCUUAUUAUCCAGUACACAAAAGUUAAAGUUAGACCUUUUAUUAGCAGAAAAAAACUCCUGAAGAACUCCAAGCUAUGCGUAAUAAGAUACGAUUAUUGA
Magnusiomyces paraingens is the source of this 1389-nucleotide messenger RNA. RefSeq lists its product as uncharacterized. The transcript has 2 exons. NCBI's taxonomy places the organism in Eukaryota, Fungi, Ascomycota, Dipodascomycetes, Dipodascales, Dipodascaceae. The record is from RefSeq and is a predicted model, not a curated record. The coding region runs from base 1 to 1389 and encodes 462 amino acids.